This is a messenger RNA of Orcinus orca (killer whale), 2386 nucleotides long. RefSeq names its product PR/SET domain 13 (gene PRDM13). Bases 41 to 2212 code for a protein of 723 amino acids. Gene Ontology annotation, molecular function: protein binding. NCBI's taxonomy places the organism in Eukaryota, Metazoa, Chordata, Mammalia, Artiodactyla, Delphinidae. The transcript has 4 exons. The record is from RefSeq and is a predicted model, not a curated record. Gene Ontology annotation, cellular component: nucleus.
CCCAGUGCGCCCGAGCGCCUGCCUCGCGGCGGCGGCAGCAAUGCACGGAGCCGCUCGCGCUCCGGCCACCAGCGUGAGUGCCGAUUGCUGCAUCCCGGCCGGCCUGCGCCUCGGGCCGGUGCCUGGAACCUUCAAGCUGGGCAAGUACCUGUCAGACCGCAGGGAACCCGGGCCCAAGAAAAAGGUGCGCAUGGUGAGAGGGGAGCUGGUGGACGAGUCGGGGGGCUCCCCCCUGGAGUGGAUAGGGUUAAUCCGGGCAGCCAGGAACCCCCAGGAACAGACUCUCGAAGCUAUUGCAGACUUACCCGGAGGACAGAUCUUCUACCGAGCGCUGCGAGACGUCCAGCCAGGGGAGGAGCUGACCGUGUGGUAUUCCAACUCCUUGGCGCAGUGGUUUGACAUCCCCACGACUGCAACUCCGACGCAUGACGAGAAAGGGGAGGAGCGCUACAUUUGCUGGUACUGCUGGAGGACGUUUAGAUACCCCAACAGCCUUAAGGCGCACCUACGUUUCCACUGUGUGCUCAGCAGCGGCGGGGGCCGCGCCUACCUGCACCACGAGCACACGGCUCGCCAAGGCGCUGCCCCGGCCGCGGAUGGCCUUCGCCUCUCCCCGAAACCCCCAGCGCCAGACUUCGCUGCGGCCGCCCCGACGGGCACUCUUCGGGCCCACCCGCAGGUCCCGCCGGCCCUCCAGGCUUGCGGAGCGCGGGAGAGCAUCAAGCGCGAGGCCUCCUCCGCGCCCUCAGCCACCUCGCCACCCCUGGCCAAGUGGGGGCCGUCCAAGAAGGGCAAGGAGCAGCCGGAGCGCAUCCUGGACAUGAGUGGUGCCGCCCGGGGACACGGCCACUUCCUCGGCAUCGUGGGAGGUUCCCCAGCGGGGGGCGGCGGCUUGGCUUUCUAUCCUGGCGUGCGUUCGGCUUUCAAGCCCGCUGGCUUGGCCAGGGCAGCCGCGGCCGCGCACUGCGAGCCCUACCGGGAGGAGGGCGGCGGCAAACCUGGGGCCAGCCUGGCCUUAAGCAGGCUGCUGGGCGGGGGCCGGGUGGGCGGACGCCCGGGAAGCGGGGAGAACCCGGCGGCGGGCGAAGCGGGCCACCACCAUCACCCCCACGCGCACCAUCACCACCACCACCACCCCAAAUGCCUGCUCGCGGGGGACCCGCCGCCUCCUCCUGGCCUGCCCUGCUCCGGGGCUCUGCGCGGCUUCCCUUUGCUCCCUGGGCCCCCAGAAGAAGCGUCCGCCUUCAAGCACGUGGAGCGCGCCCCUCCCGCAGCCGCCGAGCUGCCGGGAGCGCGUUACGCGCAGUUGCCCCCGGCGGCCGGGCUGCCCCUUGAGCGCUGCGUGCUGCCCGCCCUCGACGCAGGCGGCCUCAAAGGCUACCCAGGUGGCGAGUGCAGCCACCUGCCCGCCGUCGUGCCGGCCUUUACCGUCUACAACGGGGAGCUACUCUACGGCUCACCGGCCGCUGCCACUUAUCACCCGCUCAAACUGCACUUCGGCGGGCUGCUCAAGUAUCCGGAGUCCCUCUCUUAUUUCAGUGGACCCGCGGCGGCGGCGGCGGCGGCGGCGGCGGCGGCGGCGGCGGCGGCGGCGGCGACCGCUCUGAGCCCGGCCGAGCUGGGCUCCCUGGCUACCAUCGACCGAGAAAUCGCCAUGCACACGCAGCAACUGUCGGAAAUGGCGACCGGGAAAGGCCGCGGCCGCCUGGACGCGGGAACGUUGCCCGCGGCCGUCGUGGCGGCGGGUGGCGCUGGGGGUUGCGGCAGCGGGGGCGGCGGCGCGGGCAAGCCCAAGACGGGCCACCUGUGCCUCUACUGCGGCAAGCUGUAUUCGCGCAAGUACGGGCUCAAGAUCCACAUGCGGACGCACACGGGCUACAAGCCGCUCAAGUGCAAAGUGUGCCUGCGGCCCUUCGGCGACCCCAGCAAUCUCAACAAGCAUAUCCGGCUGCACGCCGAGGGCAACACGCCCUACCGCUGCGAGUUCUGCGGCAAGGUGCUUGUACGCCGCCGGGAUCUGGAGCGCCACGUCAAGUCCCGCCACCCCGGCCAGAACCUGCUGGCCAAGGCGGCCGACGGCCCGGGCGCGGAGCCUGACUACCCCCCGGAGCCGGGGGAGCCCAAGAGCGACAACGACAGCGACGUGGACGUCUGCUUCACCGACGACCAGAGCGACCCUGAGGCCGGGGGCGGUGGCGAGCGCGACUCGUAACGAGUCUUCCUGGGAAGCAGGGAGUGUGGGGCCGUGGACAGAGAGAAGAGGGGCUUCUGUUCUGGGAGAAGAAGAACUGCUGGUGGUGAGAAGGGCCCAGCGGACAAAACCGGUUUUGUUUUGGUUGGGCGCCGCAUUUGGAACGGUGAGAAAUCGCUGGUCCGAUGCUGAAAC